Verticillium alfalfae VaMs.102 is the source of this 1335-nucleotide messenger RNA. Its product is annotated as ADP/ATP carrier protein. Gene Ontology annotation, molecular function: ATP:ADP antiporter activity. The coding region runs from base 110 to 1042 and encodes 310 amino acids. Gene Ontology annotation, biological process: mitochondrial ATP transmembrane transport; mitochondrial ADP transmembrane transport. The transcript is spliced from 3 exons. The record is from RefSeq and is a predicted model, not a curated record. Gene Ontology annotation, cellular component: mitochondrial inner membrane. Lineage: Eukaryota; Fungi; Ascomycota; Sordariomycetes; Glomerellales; Plectosphaerellaceae.
AUCCAGUCGACGACUGCCUCUAUUACCUGUCUUCAUCCACCUCCGGUUCAUCGAAACCACUCUCCCCUCAAUCCUUUCUUCGUCAGGUUAUUCCGUUGAAGCAGUCACAAUGUCCGUCGAGAAGCAGACCGUUCUGGGCAUGCCGCCCUUCGUGGCGGAUUUCCUCAUGGGUGGUGUCUCCGCCGCUGUCUCCAAGACCGCUGCCGCCCCCAUUGAGCGUGUCAAGCUCCUCAUCCAGAACCAGGAUGAGAUGCUGAAGCAGGGUCGUCUUGACCGCAAGUACGACGGCAUUGCCGAGUGCUUCAAGCGUACCGCCGCCGACGAGGGUGUCAUGUCCCUGUGGCGUGGCAACACUGCCAACGUCAUCCGUUACUUCCCUACCCAGGCCCUGAACUUCGCUUUCCGUGAUAAGUUCAAGGCCAUGUUCGGCUACAAGAAGGAGCGUGACGGUUACGCCCUGUGGAUGGCUGGUAACCUUGCCUCCGGUGGUGCUGCCGGUGCCACUUCCCUCCUCUUCGUCUACUCCCUCGACUACGCCCGUACCCGUCUGGCCAACGACGCCAAGAACGCCAAGAAGGGUGGUGAGCGCCAGUUCAACGGUCUUGUCGAUGUCUACCGCAAGACCCUCGCCUCUGACGGUAUUGCCGGUCUCUACCGUGGUUUCAUGCCCUCCGUUGCUGGUAUCGUUGUCUACCGUGGUCUCUACUUCGGCAUGUACGACUCCAUCAAGCCCGUCGUCCUCACCGGUAACCUUGAGGGCAACUUCCUCGCCUCUUUCGCUCUUGGUUGGGCCGUCACCACCGGUGCCGGUAUCGCUUCUUACCCCCUUGACACCAUCCGUCGUCGCAUGAUGAUGACCUCCGGUGAGGCCGUCCACUACUCCGGUGCCUUCGACGCUGGUCGCCAGAUCGUCGCCAAGGAGGGUGUCAAGUCUCUCUUCAAGGGUGCCGGUGCCAACAUCCUCCGUGGUGUUGCCGGUGCUGGUGUCCUCUCCAUCUACGACCAGCUCCAGGUCCUCCUCUUCGGCAAGGCCUUCAAAUAAGCGAUUUCGCUCCACAACAACAAGAACAAGUCGGGCGGUGGUAUAAUGACGACUGCCUGAUGGAAGGCGAGGGGUGUGGCCAAGGGUGGCCUGGAAUAGACAAGGAUGAGUGGCUCGCGGGGUGCGAGGGAAGCUGCAGCAAAGAUACCCAGCCAUCAAAAUACGGUGGUCGCCUGGGUCUUUGCGGUUAGACUGGCAUCUGGCAAGGCGUUUUCUUUCCCUGAACUCGCUUUGAGUGCGCCUUGCUCGCUGUAAUUAUACGUCUCCAAAGGGAAUUUCCUGAUUGUACUCCA